Molecule: messenger RNA, 1422 nt
Organism: Aspergillus wentii DTO 134E9
Lineage: Eukaryota; Fungi; Ascomycota; Eurotiomycetes; Eurotiales; Aspergillaceae
Gene: rfeD
Product: putative transcription factor RfeD
Exons: 4
Coding region: 1-1422 (473 amino acids)
Source: RefSeq, a predicted model, not a curated record
AUGCAGGAGCACAUUCGACGGGCCCAUCCGAACCACUACAUCCCGAAGCUCCCGGCUACCGAGGAGAGCUUCCUCUUGAUGGUCUCUACUCCCCCCGAUCAGCGGAACCAUCUCUCCCCUCCCGACCCUGGUCACUCUCGUCGUCACAAUGAUGUCGCGGAUAGGGAGAUUUACGUGGCGGACGCCAGUUCGCCGGCAACCCCGCGGGGUAUCGACGAAGCUCAUCCCGCAGCUGCGACCGCUGCAGUAGCACUGGCUCAAUUGCAUCAUCACCGUCUAGCUUCCGACUGGGAUACGGAUAUGGAAACUCAUUCGGAUAACGAUAUUGGACGCGACCGUAUGCGAACUUCGAUUGAGCUACCCUCCUUGCGAGACCAUUUCAAGCAGGAAUCAAUGAACCCCUUUUCCGCCCGUCCACGAGAGCUUCUUCCGUCCAUUCUCAACCAUUCCCCGCCCGGUCGCUCUUCCACUCUGCCUCCGAUUCAACGGAGAGACAAGCUUCCUCGGUCCCGCAAGAACUCGAUUACACAAGGCUCUCGCAAGCCCAAGCACGAUCGAGUCAAGUCCAAGGAAUACAAGCGACGACUCAGUCUGGGCGAGCGCAAGGCUCUCUCUGCGGAACCACAAACGGCGGCCUGGGCGCAAGGCAAGCGCUGGGAGGAUUUGAUUGAAGCGGCUACAUCAGCUACAGAAGUUGACGAUGAUCCGUCCGAGCCCGGCCGAUCGCCCACUAUUGCCCCGCUCAUUUCCAAUAUCACUUCCGCUCCAUCGGUUAGUAGCAAACACCGGUCUUCGCUUCCGCCUGCUUUCCAAUCGGGUCCUGGAUUGCCGCCUCCGACUUCUCAUCAUCGGCCACUUCCGCCUCUCUCUUAUGCGGCAUCGCCCCUUCACAAGUCUUUAACACCGCCGCCAUAUGACUCUCACCGCAGUCGCGACAGUGACCUGGAGCCAUUCCCUUCAAUUGAAUCUUCGCUUGACUCGGUCUCCUCAGCUUCGGGGAAGAAUUUCCCACUGUCGAGUAGCCUGGCCCCAUCUGCGCAUUUGGAUUCCAGCCCGGUGCUGAAUCUGUAUCCGCCGUCUGUCGCGCAGCGCCAACACCAUCGCUUUUCGAACCCAACGCCGGCUUCUUUCCGGAGCAGAGAAAUUCAGAUAUAUUGCGCCAGUUGCAAGCGACCUUGGGCGCUGAAUGAAUGUUACGCUUGCACCGAGUGUAUUUGCGGCGUUUGCAGAGAGUGCGUGGGAAUGUUCAUCGGCAGUCCACCCUCCUCAUUCCGUAAUGUGACUUCGAGCCCUGGCAGUGCGGUGCCAGGCAACGGGCUCGGGUUGCCGCAUGGUCCGACGAGCUACCCAGGACCCCGAGGAUGUCCGCGAUGUCGGAGUAUGGGAAGCAAAUGGAAAUCAUUUCAACUUGAUUUCAGGUGA